Thyridium curvatum is the source of this 2355-nucleotide messenger RNA. RefSeq lists its product as uncharacterized. The record is from RefSeq and is a predicted model, not a curated record. The coding region runs from base 1 to 2355 and encodes 784 amino acids. The transcript is spliced from 4 exons. NCBI's taxonomy places the organism in Eukaryota, Fungi, Ascomycota, Sordariomycetes, Thyridiales, Thyridiaceae.
AUGUUUGAUGUGGUGUGGACAGAUCCUGGUAGGGAAACAGUUGGCGCAAGGAGGGACCGUCGCAAGUUCCCAAACGAGGCAGAGAACUCCAGCAAGCGAAGUGCAGCUCCAAGCGGCCGGUCUUCGGUGUCGACGACUAGCUCCAUUUCAACACAUAGCAGCGAGAACGUCUUCUCUCUGUUCAAGGGAAUCGGGUUCAAGAAGUCCAUGUCAACCCUUGGUAAACCCAGAUCCAUCGCCGAUUCUACCUCCAGCCAGGACCAGAGUAUGAAGGACAAUCGUGAGUCUUCGGUGCUGUCGCCCAUCCCAUCCCUGGCGGGAGAGGAGGAUCGAUCGGCAGCAUCGAUGGAGUCAAACAAAGCCAAGCACGAGAACUCGCCGGACAUCAACAUUACUUCCCCCGGGCGACCCAGCGGCUCUGAAGGAGGAGUUUCGACUUUGCCAAAGGGAAAAGAGAACGUCAGAGACGUGUCCCAAGAAACUGCGCAAGCAACCGCGCAAGCAACCCCAAGUCCCUUGGUGAAGAAGCAAGGUGCCAAGUCUCGUGUUACUCAGACUCUUGGACCCCAUUCAACUAUCACACAGACGACCAAGGUCGUGGUAGAACCUCGGACUCCUGAACAGCCCAUCAACGGCCCUGUUUCAGGCAUAAGAAUCUCUGCGAAACAUACCAAGAGAAACAUGACACCCAGCACUGCUAACCGACCCAUUUUCUUCACUCCUCGAGGACCUCAAGAGCCUCAGCAACCUGUUGCGUCUGCGUCUGCCCAAGAUAGCUUCAGCUCACCUCUGCAUCCUUUGUUUCGGCCCAGCUUGCGCAUAACGACCACUGAUUCCGACACUAUUCCCGAAGACUCUGGACCAUGGCAGCCUCCGAAGUCUUGGGAAUCGAAAUUGUCAAGUGCUAGCUCUCCCACCGCAAUCAAGGACAUGGCGGCCAACUCCGAUGUUGUACCCGCUGCAGAAUCCAAAAAAUGGCAGCCUCCAGAGUCUUGGAACUCGAAAUUGCCGAUUGCUGACUCUUCAAUCGCAAUCAAGGACCGGGCGGCCGAUUCCAACGCUGUACUUGAAGACUCAGAAAAAUGGCAACCUCCAAAGUCUUGGAAUUCGACACUGCCAAGGGCUAACUCUCCGAUCCCAAUUGAGAAGCCGGCGACUGAGACCGAUGCCAUACCCGCAGACUCCGAAAAGUGGCAGCCUCCAAAGUCUUGGAACUCGAAACUGUCGAGUGCCAACUCCCCGAUCUCAACUGAGAAGCCGGCGACCGAUACCGAUGUCAUACCCGCCGCAACCUCGGAAAAAUGGCAGCCUCCAAAGUCUUGGAACUCGAAAUUAUCGAGUGCCAACUCCCCAACCUCGAUUGAAGACUUGGUGUCUUAUACCGAGCAGAAAACGCAAGACAUGUCAACGGACUUGGUUUCCCUGCAGAGAGAAAUCAGAAGAAUGGCGGCAGCUGGACCUCAACUGAUCCUGAGCCGUCUAAUCGAAGAAUGGGGAGUAUCUGCGGAUGCUUCGUUGUACAAGGAAUUGGAAAUGGAGAGAAAGAGGUGGAUGCUGUCGGCUCUAAUGAACAGAAGCCUUGAAGACAUGCCACACAAAUCAAAGGCACCCAAGGAAGAGAGACUGGUUCGAAAAGUGCUGGCUCUGUUUGAACCUCCCGCAAUCACAUCCUAUGUUGCUGCCAUCCAUUCUGAGGUACCGGUCUACCAUAUGGCGCCGACACCUCUUUCGCACAACCUUUUUCCCAACAUCAAGCCGAUUGUAUCGCCGACCAUUCCGCACUCGACGUUGUCGGUUGCUCCCAACUUCUUCGACAUUGUUCAUUGCCUUCGGCUCCCCGCUUUGGUGCCAGCGUCCGAGUUGCCCCAGCUCUUGAGGAACAUUGGCAGGACUUUGACGAAGACUGGGGUGCUGCAGCUCGUCCUCAUCGACCCGACGCCCGUUGCGUCAUCGAUGGGGCCACACCUUCAGAAGUGGAUGCAGGAUCAUCUCCUGAUCAACAUGGAGCGCCAGUUCCGUUGUAUGAGUCCGACAAGGCUGCUUCCCUUUUGGCUCUCCGAGGCCAAGUUGAGAGGACCUCAGAGUGAUGUGCACACUAUCGCAUUCCAGGCCGUGCCUGGCGCCAGAGACGACGAUAUGACAUUCGACGUCGGCAGUAGCCAGAGUCGGAAGUCGGAAGAGCGUAUCAGGAACCUCGCGCGAACCGAAGUUGGCCGGCUCUUCUGGCAGGAGGUCUGGGGCCAGUACGUCACCGCCAAGAGGUGGUGGUGGGAGGAGCCCAAGUGUGUUGCCGAGUGCCACGAGCUCGGCACCCACUGGGAGUACAAGAUCCUCGAAGCCGGCAGGGAGUCUUGA